AUGACGAUGGAGCUCAUUGAAGAAGCUUCGCUGGGCAAUUUCUCCUAUGACGCUGAGCGUGGAGAAGAAAGUCCUGUCACCAGGGCCUUGGGCACAGUCCUCCUCCUCAUGUGUCUCUUUGGGACGAUGGGCAAUAUCUAUACGCUGGUGGUAGCAUUUGGUGGCAUGUCUGUUCGCUCGGCGGGUUCUUUGCGCAUCUACGUGGUCAACCUGGCCUUAGCUGAUCUGCUCUACCUUUCCACCAUCCCCUUUGUGGUGUGCACAUAUUUCGCCCAGGACUGGUUCUUUGGGGACGUGGGCUGCCGGUUUCUGCUCAGCUUGGACCUGCUGACAAUGCACGCCAGCAUAUUCCUGCUGACGGCCAUGAGCGUGGAGCGUUAUUGGGCCGUGACCAGACCGCUAAGGGCCAGGCAGGCUGGGAACAGCUACCGCAGGCUUGCUUGCGUUGCCGUGUGGCUCGUCUCGUCUUUGCUUACGGUGCCCAUGAUGGUCAUGAUCCAGCAGCGGGAGGGCAGGAGCGGAAAGCUCAUCUGCUUCCCCACGUGGACGCCUGGCGCUUUCCAAGUGUACCUCACGGUUUUGUUUGGCACGAGCAUCCUUGGGCCUGGUUUGGUCCUGGGGGUCGUGUACUCCCGGCUUGUGCAGGCCUAUUGGGCUUCCACAAAAGUCAUGUGGUCGCCUGUGGCGAGCAGGGCCCUGAAGCAGAAGCUGUUUCCCAGGAUCUUCAGCAUCAUCGUCGCCUACUGGGCCUGUUUCGUACCAUUCUGGGCCUGGCAACUCACCAAGCUGUACUGGCCAGAGGACUUGGAGAUUGGGCCGACCGCCCAGGCUUACCUCAACUUUGGCGUUACCUGCUUGACCUAUGGCAACAGCUGCGUCAACCCUUUCCUGUAUACCUUGCUCACCAGGAAUUACCGCGAGUACAUGGCUGCUCAGGGCGGAGAAAGGCCACGUAGGAGGCAUGCUUUCUUCAAGAAGAAAACGCAUGAAAUGCCCCAAGCAGAACAUGUGUCUGUGGCAGAGGGAGGAGGGCUUGGAUAA
Messenger RNA from Podarcis lilfordi (Lilford's wall lizard), 1041 nucleotides. The record is from the annotation of a GenBank genome assembly. Lineage: Eukaryota; Metazoa; Chordata; Lepidosauria; Squamata; Lacertidae.